AAUAAAGUAAUGCGAAUAAAAAAAAAACUAUGUAUUAUAACUACUACUACUAUUUUCAUUAUUUUGGUAUGGAUAUUUACAAAAAGAGAAAAUAAAUCUAAGGAAUGGUUAGUUUUACGUAAAGAAUACAUAAAAGAAUACUUGAAGAACUUACAAAGAAUUCAUAAAAGAAAUUCCAGCUUGUGUGUGUUGCCAUCUCUCAAUGCGUUUAGUCCAGACAUAAUGCAUUACAUGAAAAUGUUUUACAAGAAAUGUUUAGUAAAACAAUACGGUAGAAUUACAAAAAAUGGAUGGUUUGUUGUUUCUUCAUCAAGCAUCUCCACUCUUAGCAUCAGUUAUAUUUAUAGAGACAAUCCCAAAAAUCUUUAUAUAAACGAUGAUUUUGCUGUAAAAUUGUCCGACCCUAUCUAUAUUAAAUGUGACAAUAAUGGUGUCUUUAAACAUAAGUUAAAAGACGAUUUUAUUCGAGUUGAUUUAUACACUAAAGACAAUCAUCACGUUGAAUUUCAUGCUCAUAUCAGUUAUCGUUCACAAGAAGCAUUCAGAAAAACUGCGAAAAAUAGAAAAGAUGUGAAUGGUUUAGGAUUGGAUGUUGUUUUUCUGAUGGUCGAUUCUCAAUCAAAUGCCAAUUUUCAUCGUCAGCUUUUAAAAAGUAUGCCAAAACUCGUAAAAGAUGAAGACACUAUUAUUCUAAAUGGGCACACUAUAGUUGGCGACGGUACAACGGCACAGCUAGCUGCAAUUCUUACAGGUGAACAUGAAAAAAACCUUCCUGAGGCAAGACGAAAUAUAUCUAAUUCUGGUACAUGUGACCAAUUCAAUUUUAUUUUUAAUGAUUUUCACAAAGCUGGCUAUCUAACUAUGUUAAGUGAAGACAAUCCAGAGUGGGGUACUUUUCACUAUCGUCUGAAUGGCUUUAAUAAUUUGCCAACAUCUUGGUAUCUACGUCCAUUUUGGUUAGCUCAAAAUUCAUCCGCUAAAUGUGAUGUUGAAUACAACACCAAACUUCUUAAAACAUUCACAAAAACAUUCGAAGAUCUACCAAAAUUAUCUUUGAUAAUAAACGCCGAUAUUGGGCACAAUGAUUUUAAUGGUUUACAAGCAAUUGAUGAAGAUAUUCUUGAAAUAAUAAACUUUUUCAAAUAUCCUACAAGAAUUAAUCACACUAUUCUUAUUAUUUUUGGGGAUCACGGCGCACGCAUCGGUGAUUUUCGCUCAACAACUCAAGGAAAACUGGAGGAAAGAUUGCCCUUUUUUUCUAUUACUUUACCACCUGACUUUAAAAAUAAGUACCCAAAAAUGCUUAGAGCUUUGAAAAAAAAUUCCAAUGUUUUAACUAACCACUUUGAUGUUUACGCAACACUGCAACAUAUGCUAAGUUAUCCAGAUAUUCCAAGUAAGAAAUUGAUUGGUCAGAGUUUGUUUACUGAAAUUGAUCCAACCGUAAGAACUUGUGAAAACUCUGGCGUUGAUGACCAUUGGUGUCCUUGCUUAAACUAUGAAGUAGUUGCUGUAACAGAUGAAACAGUAAAAAAAAUUGCGCACGAAGUUGUUCGUUAUUUAAAUAGUUUACUAAACGAAAAUGAAAAAGCUCGAAAUUAUUGUAUGAAGUUGACGUUGCAAUCAGUUUUAUCUUCGGGUUUAAAAACCCCUAAAAAAGAAGUCAGUCACUUUAUAAAAACAAAACAAAAUGAUAAGUGUGAUUCUUGUGGUGUUGUUUACGACACUACUGUUAUCGCCAAGAAAUAUUAUGAAGUUGUUAUAACAGUUUAUCCUAGUAAUGGAGCUUUUGAAGCUAAUGCUGAUGUUUUACCUGAUAACUCAAUUGUAGUAGAUCCUAAUAUUAGCAGAAUAAAUCUGUACGGUAACCAACCUCAUUGUAUUAUAAAUGAAUGUCCGCAUUUACGACCUUAUUGUUAUUGUUCAUCACAAAGUUGAAUGUUAGAAAAUCACAAUCUAACAUUAGUCACAUUAAUUUUUUUUAAGUAUUAUGACACUACAGAACUUAAACAGUAUAAAAAAGGGUAAAGUAAUAGUAAGAACAAAAUACUUAUUGUAUACUAUAAUAUUUGAAAAGAAGAAUAUAUGAAAUAUAAAA
Molecule: messenger RNA, 2098 nt
Organism: Hydra vulgaris (swiftwater hydra)
Lineage: Eukaryota; Metazoa; Cnidaria; Hydrozoa; Anthoathecata; Hydridae
Source: RefSeq, a predicted model, not a curated record